Haliotis rubra (blacklip abalone) is the source of this 1073-nucleotide messenger RNA. RefSeq names its product phospholipid phosphatase 1-like. The record is from RefSeq and is a predicted model, not a curated record. The transcript is spliced from 6 exons. The coding region runs from base 61 to 882 and encodes 273 amino acids. Gene Ontology annotation, biological process: phospholipid dephosphorylation; phospholipid metabolic process; signal transduction. NCBI's taxonomy places the organism in Eukaryota, Metazoa, Mollusca, Gastropoda, Lepetellida, Haliotidae. Gene Ontology annotation, molecular function: phosphatidate phosphatase activity.
CUGUCCCGUCAUCAUCACCAGCACAGCCAGUGGGGCCACAGUAGGGGUCGAGAAGACACCAUGGAUACGGGACGAAGCUGCAGGGGCAUCAACGUCAUCAAAGUCGUUGGAGAUGUCGUAAUAACAUUGCUCAUGUUACUAUUUGUCGGGGUUCUUGAGAAGUAUGGUGUUCCGUUCCGGCAGGGAUUCUUCUGUGACGAUGACACUAUCAAGUACCCGUACAAGCAAAGCACCAUAUCAGUCACGCUGUUGAUGAUGGUGUCGCUAGGUGUACCUCUAGUAGUGAUGGUAGUUUGGGACGCUCUCUUCAAAGUUUACAAACUGCGCGGAGCCAUUACCUGUCAUGCCGUGUUGAGAGGCGUCUUUGACGUCGCUCUCGUCUUCCUGUUUGGUGGUGCUCUCACCUUUGCCGUCACCGACAUCGGGAAGUACAGCAUCGGGCGUCUCAGACCGCACUUUAUUUUCGUAUGUCAUCCCGACCUGAUCACCGCCUGCGCGGAGGGAUACAUCCAGAAUUAUACUUGUGAAGGGUCCGACAAACAGGCAAUAUCAGAAGCAAGACUGUCUUUCCCAUCGGGACAUUCAUCGAUUUCUUUCUUUGGGAUGACAUAUUUUGCGGUGUUUCUGUAUGCCCGACUGCCAAAGUCCAGCCCUCGUCUCCUCAAACCGUUUGCCAUGGCUCUGGUGCUGAGCGUGGCGUUCUACAUCUCCCUGUCACGUGUCUUUGACUACUGGCACCAUCCUGGUGACGUCAUAUUUGGCUCUCUUCUUGGAGCGUCUAUUGGUGUGACUAUGAGUAUAUUCGUUGCGAGGCUGCCAUCAACACCUGAAAAGCCCGAAGCCGAUGACACAAGCCGCCGCAAAAUUGUAAACUUUGCAUAAAGAACGAAACCGUUACGACCAUGAAUUUGUCAGGGAAACUGGAAAUUCAACAAUGAAUAAUAUAAAUAAGUAUGAAUUUGAAAUAUACCAAGUAUUUCAAAUUCACCGAAAGUAUUAAAUAUUUAACAUUUUGUAAUAAUAUACAAAUGGGCAAAUGAAUUCUUUUUCUAUAAUAAAAACGUGAGAAGGUG